Molecule: messenger RNA, 1215 nt
Organism: Nezara viridula (southern green stink bug)
Lineage: Eukaryota; Metazoa; Arthropoda; Insecta; Hemiptera; Pentatomidae
Source: the annotation of a GenBank genome assembly
UUUUUAUUUUAUUACAUAUCUCAAUGCUUCUUCCAUUUCCUAAUACAUAUUGGAUUAUUUAUGCUGGAACAUCACUGAAAAUUUACUUUUCAGGGAAUAUAUUAUUUCAGUAUAAUAUAUUAUUUUAUGAAAUAUUAUUUCAGGUGAAUAGGCUUAGGUAUUGUGGAUGAAGGUAGGCAAGGCACAUUCCUUAGCCUUUUGACUGAACAGUAUUUGGACCAAUAAAAAAUGAUAACUAUAAAAGAAUAUUUUAAUAAUAAGACCAUCCUAAUAACUGGAGGAGCAGGUUUCUUCGGAAAAGUUUUGACUGAAAAAUUGCUAAGGACAUGUCCAGGUGUGAAAAGAAUUUAUCUCAUCAUAAGACCGAAGCGUGGGAAAACUCCACAGGAAAGAUGGGAUGAAAUCGCAAAAGAUGUGUUGUUUGAGACAGUGUUGAAUGAAACACCUGAUAUAAUGAAUCAAAAAGUUACCGUUUUAGAUGGAGAUAUGUCACUCAAAAACUUAGGACUAAGUCAAGAAAUUAUUAAGGAGCUGCAAAAUACAGUGAAUAUAAUUUUCCAUUCAGCAGCUACAGUCCGAUUCAAUGAUCCUCUUCACAAAGCUUUCCUCUCAAACACGAGAGGAACAUUAGAGAUGUGUAAAUUAGCUACCCAAAUGAAUAAUUUUGAAUGGGUUAGACUAAAGGUGGGAAAUGCUUGUUAUUUUUCUGUGACAAAACUACUUAGCUCGCGCCUCUUGUCCCGGAACUUAAAAAUUAGAAUCUAUAAAACCAUUGUCUUACCUACAGUUCUUUAUGGCUGCGAAACGUGGCCGCUUACAAUAAGGGAUGAGCAACGGCUUAAGAAGGAUGAAUUAACCGGAGACUUUAGACGGUUACACAACGCCGAAUUGCGUGAACUGUAUCCGGGUAAUAUAAUUGAAGUGAUUUCAUCCCGGCGAAUCAAAUGGGCUUUUAAAAUUGUUGGGCUUAGUAACGAGAGAAUUCCUAAAAGGUUAAUAUUUGCUGUACCGAACGGUAAACGUCCGAGGGGUAGACCGAAGCGAAGGUGGGAAGAUUGCAUUAAAGCCGAUCUGAAGGGACUUGGUUUGGAGGGCGAACGAGAGAAUAAGGAAUUAUCAGUUUAUAACUGCUCUUACGGCGAUAUCCUACCAAUCACUUUUAAUGAUAUGCAUGAUCUAGGAGUAGAAACUCAUGAAUAUGGAACCGCAUCUUAG